This is a messenger RNA of Porites lobata, 2468 nucleotides long. The record is from the annotation of a GenBank genome assembly. NCBI's taxonomy places the organism in Eukaryota, Metazoa, Cnidaria, Anthozoa, Scleractinia, Poritidae.
GACAUUUCAUAGCAAGCAGUACUGCUGCCCCUUUCUAUUUAACGGAAUACAAACAGUACAAAAGCGGGCAAUUAAGGGAACCGUGAAGCAUUAGGUGAGUUUGCCGUUUAGAAUAAGGGCGAAAAAAUGGAUUUGCACGAAUUUGCUCUCGGCAAAUACGUAGCAAACAUGUAAAAACUGAGGGAUAAAUCUGGGGCAAAGAUGGUAAAUGCCAAUGCCUCUAUAUUUACAACCUGUGUUUUUUGGUAUGCAAAUGUGGCAUUAACCAUCUUUGCCCCAUUACUCCUCCGUUUUUACAUUUUUGCAACAUUCGUGCAAAUCAAAAGUCAAGCCACACUGUAGCAUAGCACGUUUAAAACAAGUUUAGGGUUGUGAAGGGUUUAAUCGGAAUUUCAGCUUGAAGAAAGCAAAUCAUUUGGGAUGAGAUUCUUGUAACUAGCAAGGACCUACCAUAUUCGAGCUGCAACAAUGAAUUUUCUUUAUUAAAUUUAAAAUUGGUAAAUGCGAAAUUCUAAUCGUCUUCACUGUCCAUCAGGCUGUUUAGUUGAUCUUUUGAGGGGAUUAAAGAGAGGCUUUUUCUGGAAUGUGACUUAAAGCACGACCUUUUUUUGUGUCAGCUGGCUACACGUUUUAUGAAGGCUCAGAGUGACUUUGUUUUAAAAGAAAUGGAAACAAAUUAAACGUCUUAAGAAAAGGAAACCUUAUCGUCAUAAAACUAACAUGUAUCUAUAUAAAGGGGCAAAACAGUUUGCGAGGGUAAUUCAAUUAAGCUUAUGCAACACGUCCCUGUAACGAAAUCAGUGAGCUAGUCAUGUCAAAGAACUUCCAGUAACGAAAUCAGUGAUUGAGCCCGUCAUGUCAAAGACAAGGACUGUUUUGACCCUGCUGUAUGCCCCAAUUUACAUUUCUGUAAUUUAUGACGCUUUGUAUCGGCUCCUUUACUUUAGCCUUCAGCAUAGAGUAAACAAUUCGUUACUUGUUUUCCAAUCUGAUGGUUUCUGAGUAGUUUUUUGAUUCAGGCUUGUCCUCAGUUACGAAAGCAUUGCAGCAACUUCUCUUUAUAGUAAGAUACAGUUUUAUUUCAGGAGAAUACAGGAGAUGGUGGGUUCGGGAAUAUUUUGCAGGGGUAUAUCCCCGGCAUAUAUUGCAGGAGCGUAUUUUGGGGAUAUGUUGCAAGGACAGGUGUCCUUGUUUGAUCAAGGUGAACUUGAUCAAGCAAAGAUUUCUCGUAAAAGAUUUUAUAUUUGGUUUUCCCUCUUGACCCCUUAAAACAACGGUUCUAUAUCCCAAUUUGAUCUGAAACUAAGGCAAAACAAUUUACAAGUAGUUGCUCUCGAGUUGCUAAGGUUUUCGUUUUCAUUUUUGAUUAUGUUUCAACAGUCAGACGUUAUUGAUGGCGCAACUUUCUAUUUACCUUCUGCCACUUGUCAUCAUCAUGUGUACAGCGGUUACAGACAAGAACAACAAAUCACUUGACAACAGUGUGAGUUUUUUCAUACCUUUUGCAAACACUAAAUAAAAGGUUUUAAAACUUUGUUCAAGCUAACAGUUCAGUUUCUUUUUAUUCAAGUCUUCAAAAAUACAUUUUGUACGAAUUGUUUCAAUAACAUCUCUAUUUGAAAAUAGUGAUUUCUUGAUCAACUAUAGGCUCUUCCAUCGUGUUAUGGUGUUGGACAACCAGGUACAAAUGGUAUUCCAGGAGUGAAUGGAAUCCCAGGAUCCCCUGGAAUACCUAGUCGUGAUGGACGUGAUGGAGUAAAGGGAGAAAAGGGAAGCCUGGGAAAGACUGGACAACAGGGUCAAGUUGGCUUGAAGGGAAAGCGAGGGGAAAAAGGAGAGAGUCAGGUCCUGGGGAGUGCCUACCUUCCCUCCCACGUGAACUGGAAAGAGUGCUCUUGGAAAAAAGCAGAUGGCAGAGAUACAGGCGAAAUAUAUGUAAGUGUUCGGGUUAAAAAACAAAUGUUUCUUAUUUUGCAUGCUCCUUGGUCGUCUCUUGCAUUUCAUCGCGCUCAGCUUUGUCUUCUCCAUCACGUUUCAUGCUGUUUAAAAUACAUUUUCAGUAGUCAGUUUUCUUAAACGACGAGCUAAUAGACUAUCACUUUCUUUUGCAGAGCUGUCAAUUCAUGAAGAACUUCACGGAAACUGCCCUCCAUGUUUACUUUGAUGGUAAUCUCAGGAUUUACAACUGUGAUAGUUGCUGCAGUCGUUGGUAUUUCACCUUCAAUGGCGCCGAGUGUAGCUCUCCUGGUUCAAUUGAUGGAGCAUUUUAUAUGGCAACAGCAGCUGGCAAAAACCUUCACCGUCACCGUCAUAUUGAAGGACACUGCAAUAACAUUCACAAGGGAAGAGUGCGAGUGGGAUUCUGGGUUGGAAACUGCAAUAAUGGUCAUAAACUUGCUGACGCGUACACAGGGUGGACCACAAUGUCCCGGAUCUUCAUUGAAGAAGUCUCAAGCGCCCAACAGUAA